This is a messenger RNA of Nannospalax galili (Upper Galilee mountains blind mole rat), 555 nucleotides long. RefSeq names its product claudin-13-like. The transcript has 3 exons. Gene Ontology annotation, biological process: bicellular tight junction assembly; cell adhesion. Gene Ontology annotation, cellular component: bicellular tight junction; plasma membrane. Gene Ontology annotation, molecular function: structural molecule activity. The record is from RefSeq and is a predicted model, not a curated record. NCBI's taxonomy places the organism in Eukaryota, Metazoa, Chordata, Mammalia, Rodentia, Spalacidae. The coding region runs from base 1 to 555 and encodes 184 amino acids.
AUGGUGAGCUGUGGGCUGCCCAUGUGCAGGGUGACAAAAUUUCCAGAAGGUGACAUGGGUCAAGCUGUCAGCAUGUGGAAGGGCCUGUGGAGCAUGUGCUACGUUGAAAGCCUGGGAGAUAAGGAGUGCACAGCAUACCACUCUCCUAUAGCAGGGCCAGUGGGUCUGCAGGUGUUUCAGGUUCUCAUGAUCACCUGCGUCGUCACAACUUCGCUGGAUUUCCUGCUUCUUUUGACAGAAACGUGGGUAUGUGUCAUCUUCCUGGGUUCUGGUCUGAUGAUGGUGUCUGUGUCCUUGGCAACCCACAACUUCAUCCAUGGCUUCUCCAAUCUACUCCUGGGUUCCAGAGAUGGGAGCCUGGCUCUAUAUAGGCUGGGUCAGCUCCUGCUAAUUCUUCUGGGAGGGGCCUUGCUGUGGAAGAUUGCCCAGCUAACUGUGCUCUCCCCUGUUCCACAAAGGACUCUGCUGAGCCCUGUGCCCCAGCCAACAGUGCAUGGGGACCCGAGACCACGGGAUGGUGUUGCCCACAAUCAGCACCAGAUUUUCCUAAUCUGA